Drosophila ficusphila is the source of this 1557-nucleotide messenger RNA. RefSeq lists its product as uncharacterized. The transcript has 4 exons. The coding region runs from base 298 to 1485 and encodes 395 amino acids. The record is from RefSeq and is a predicted model, not a curated record. Lineage: Eukaryota; Metazoa; Arthropoda; Insecta; Diptera; Drosophilidae.
UAUAGAGCAUAUAAAACAGAUGUUCCUGAGCUACUUAACUUUUGCAAGAAUAUUCUGCAAGUGCUCUGCAUAGUUGGAAACAACUUACCGCUCUCAUUUGGAGCAAAAUAGUUGACUUAUCUAAGAUAAGUUGAAAAUCAGCAAUCAUGUUCGUAAAUUUCAAUCAUAUAACCUACAUGCCCUAUCUACGCACUUAUCGAUUCUUGUGUACACAUGUAUGAAAAGAGCUUGCCGGGUUUUCCUACUAGCCGUAAAAUUGCCGGGCCAAGUUCAGUUUGCAAUUGAGAACGGAGGAGAAUGUCGAACAGAAUUCUGGUAACGCAGCUAUCCCAAGAUGUGUCUUUGCCGACUUGGCUGGAUGUGAAGGAUUUGGAGAGCUUAGUGAAGCAGGAUAUUCCGGAGUUUAGAAAAAUCGAGAGUUUUCGUUGCAAGUGGGAAGUUCAAUUAGCACAACCAGCACUCUGUGUUCAACUUCAGGUUUUGGUGGCAGAUAACAAAAAACGCCUAGUGAGUUACCUAGUCAAAUCACCAGAAUCACUUUCGGUUGGUUUGAAGGUACCGAUCAAAGGAGAUUUUUCUGUGGAGAGUCACAUUUACGAGAUCGUAUUACCUGCUGUAGAAGACUUGUAUAAAAAUGAAGGGAAGAUCCUUCACUUCAGCCCGCCAAUCAUCAAGGCAAAACAAAAAUCCAACCACCUCUAUUUGGAGUAUAUCCUAAACAAGGGUUAUUCGGUGGCGAAUAGCCUGAAAGGUUUGUCCGUAACCGCAAUGGAAGGAGUACUUUCGAAACUGGCUGCUUAUCAUGCCGGGACAGCUACCUAUAUAGCGCUGAAUUCCGGAAAGAUUAGGGAGCUUCCAAAGCUUGGGGGGUAUCCGAAGUCCGCGGAAGAGGUUGCUGAACUCAAGAGCUUGUACCAAUUGCGAUUUCACGAGAGUCUGCGAUCAAACAACGCCGGAGAGUAUGAAGAUAAGGUGAAAUCAUUUCAAAAGUAUGUGAAUGCAAAUACCAACACUCUGGAUUUGAAAACAUCCUUCAAUGUCAUCCUAAAUGGAGCCUGUUGGCCAAACAAUGUACUCAUCCAAGUCGAUGCAUUUGGGAAUGUGAAGGAUUCGCUUUUCAGUGAUUUUCACGCUGCAAAAUACGGACCAGCUGUUUAUGAUCUUUUCAGUUUACUGCUCACUGCCCCGGCUGAAAAAUCAAGAAGAUUUGAUUACUUCGUUAAGUAUUAUCACGAUCAGCUGGUCGAAAAUCUGAACCUACUAAAAUUCAAGGGAAAGAAGCCCAGCCUUACGGAUCUUCAACUGGAUUUACUUAAAUACGGCCAUUGGGCUUUUGAGUUUGCCACUGAAAUUCUGCCAAUCAUGCUCUCCGAUUUUUCAAGCAUUGAAGACACAGAUGAGCUCUUCAAGAAUCCAGUGUUUGGAGAACAAAUCAGAGAACUUCUGCCCUGGCUGGAGAAUCGCGGAUACUUCGAAAAAGAUUAGACUAGUCAAUUACUGAUUACUGUAUAAUGAAAACAAAUUAAUAAACAAAUAAAUGUUUAUUUAUGUUAAUUA